Sinocyclocheilus anshuiensis is the source of this 2633-nucleotide messenger RNA. RefSeq names its product junction-mediating and -regulatory protein-like. The coding region runs from base 99 to 2498 and encodes 799 amino acids. The transcript has 9 exons. Lineage: Eukaryota; Metazoa; Chordata; Actinopteri; Cypriniformes; Cyprinidae. Gene Ontology annotation, cellular component: cytoplasm; nucleus. The record is from RefSeq and is a predicted model, not a curated record. Gene Ontology annotation, biological process: 'de novo' actin filament nucleation; intrinsic apoptotic signaling pathway by p53 class mediator; positive regulation of apoptotic process. Gene Ontology annotation, molecular function: transcription coactivator activity; actin binding; Arp2/3 complex binding.
GCGUCGGGACACAGAAGCAGACGGGAAUCGGUGUUAUUAACGGCUUUCUCGCGCGUCCGUUAGUCUGGCCUUUCUUCUGCUGAGCAGUGUCCGGAUCCAUGAUGGAGGACGCGCUGGAGUGCGGAUGGGUGUCGGUGCGCCCCAACGCCUUCGAGGAGAAACACAAGCACAAGUUCGUCUUCAUCGUAGCCUGGAACGAGAUCGAGGGCAAGCUCGCCGUCACGUGCCACGACCGGACCGUGCAGCGGCGCGGAGGGAGCGCGGAGCCGGACUCCAGCUGGGCCGGGCUCUUCUCGUUCCAGGAGCUGCGCGCCGCUCACCUGCAGCUGUGCGCCGUCAACUCGGACCUGGAGCCGUGCCUGCCCGCCCUCCCCGAGGAGCAGACGGUGUGGACGGUGCUGUUCGGCGCGCCGGGUCUGAGCGCGCGAGACGCGGACUCGCUCUGCUUCCAGCUGCAGGUGUACCUGGGGCACGCGCUGGACACCUGCGGGUGGAGGAUCCUGUCCCAGGUGCUGUUCCCCGACAGCGACGACUCCGAGGAGUACUACGAGAGUCUGAGCGAGCUGCGGCAGAAGGGCUACGAGGACGCGCUCCAGAGAGCCAAGACAAACCUGCAGCAGCUGCUGGAGAAGCAGCGCGGCGUGGAGCGGAUGGUGGAGCUGCUGCAGCUAUAUGCGGAGCAGGACGAGGCGUAUGGAGUUCUGGUGGAGGCCACGACUGAGCUCUACCACUAUCUGCUGCAGCCCUUCAGAGACAUGCGCGAGUUAGCCAUGCUGCGCAGACAGCAGAUCAAGAUCUCUCUGGAGACGGAGCGUCUGGGGCCGCGGCGCGUCGAAUCUCUGCGCAGGGAGGAUGAGGACUGGCAGAGGAAGGCUCACACUGCUGUGCUCUCCAUACAGGACCUGACCGUCAAAUACUUCGAGACCACGGCUCGCGCUCAGAAAGGUGAGACCGCCAAACUGAGGCAGACUCAAGAAGAACCGAUGCUUCAAGAAAGCUCCUGCAAAGCUCCUGAGAAACUCUGCUCAAGUGCACCGAGAGCAAAAGCUGCUUUAAACACAAAGAACAGCAUUAAGCGUGUCAUCACUAGCGCUGCAUCACAGGGUUUCAGUGAACACGCUGUAGGUGUAAGUGCGCAGAUGUGUGUGUGUCACCUGUGGUCUGCGUGUGUGUGUCACCUGCGGUCUGUGUGUGUGUGUCUGCAGAUGCAGGGUCUGCAGGGGGGCGAGGAGGCCAUGGUGCGUCUGGACCAGCUGGAGGCCAUGUACUAUGAGCUCCAGCUGCAGCUCUACGAGAUCCAGUUCGAGAUCCUGAAGUACGAGGAGCUGCUGCUGACGGCGCAGCUGCAGAGUCUGCGCAGACAGAUGAGCGAGAGGCAGGAGGAGGUGGUUUACUACGACACCUACGAGAGUCCUGACGCCAUGAAGGCCACCGACGACCCCUCGACCCCUCUGACCCCCCCCAGAGAAGACAUGGCCAAACUCCAGCAGAGGACCAGACAGCUGGAGGCCCGCAGAGGACGCAUCACCGCCAAGAAAGCCUACCUCAAACACAAGAAGGAAAUCUGCAUCAUCAACCACACACAGAAGCUGCAGCAGCGGCAGGGCGGUCCGGAAGCUUUGCUGCAGGAUGAAGAGGAGGAAGAGGAGCAGCGGCUGUCCAGGGUCAGUCAGGAGAGACAGAGGACACUGGACCGACUGCGCAGCUUCAGACAGCGCUACCCGGGUCAGGUGACUCUGAAGUCCACUCGUCUGCGUCUGGCGUACUCCAGGAAGAGAGCGGGCGCCGAGCCGGAGCAGACGCAGACGCAGGCCGCUAGCGUGCAGACGGAUGACGCUCCGGCUGCACUGGAACAUUCGGCAGGAGUGCCAGAGCUGCGCCGGCCCGAGACCUUCCUGUCGCUGCCUCCGAUGGGCGGAGCCGUGGCCGAAGCCCCGCCCCCUGACGCACACGCAUCACUUCCUCCGGCCAGAGAGCUGCUGCUGCUGGACUCGUCCACCUCUCCUCCUCUUCCUCCUCCUCCUCCUCCUCCUCCUCCUCCCUCUCUGGAGGAGACGCCUGCAGACGCCAGCCCUGUUCGCUCUCCCCUCGGGCCGUUCACCGCACGCUUCUUCGACAGCAGCCAGCUGCUCAACGCCAGGAAGAAGCUGAGGAAGACGGCCUCGCUCGAGUCCAACCAGUGGAGGAGAGCGAGCUCGCCGAUGGAUGAGGUUCUGGCCAGUCUGAAGCGCGGAAGCUUCCACCUGCGGAAGGCCGAGCUGCGUGUUCUGGCGCCCGAUCCGGACGAGGACGACGACAACAACAUCCUAGCUCAGAUCCGUAAGGGAGUGCAGCUGCGUAAGGUGCGCAGACAGGAGCGCAGCUGCAGAGGAGUGACUGCGUCUGACCCGCUGACCCGCAGCAUCCACGAGGCCCUGCGCCGCAUCAAAGAGGCUUCACCCGAGUCUGAGUCCGAGUCUGAGGACGAGACGCCAGCCUGCGCCGACUGGGAGAGCUGAAGUGUGUGUGUGUGUGUGUGUUUACCUCACCGCAGAUCACUGAAACACUGGCCGCUCUGAGUGUUUAUUCCACUUACUACUCAUUCAUUUACUGUUAUUCUCUUCUUUUUGUCUUUGUGUAUGAUACGAGACGUU